AUGCUUGGAAAACACGACCAAAAAUACAACAUACCAUCUCUUCGUCCACAAACUCGAAAAAUUGCAAAAUCAGUCAUAGAUAAACGAUGGACUCGAAUUUCAGAGUCAUCGCUUGCACAAAUUGUAGAAAUAUUGAAAGAUAUUGAACGACCAGUUAUUAUGAGUAUUCGGCAUAAAACACGAAGGACGGAUGCACAAAGAAACUUAAAUAUAAUGAUUAAUAAAAUUCGAGACCGUCUUUCAAAAUUAUUAGUUCCACCUUCUUCAAAAGAAUCAUAUAAUUAUGAAAAAUUGAGAGAGAAAAAUAAAGAACUUGAAUCUAUUCUUAUUUCAAAUUUAGAACAAAUAUCACAACUGGAAAAAACAUUAGAUUGUGAAAAAAAUUUACUUACAAAAGAAGAGACAGAUUUUCGAGAAUUAGCAAAAAAUGCGCAAUAUAAUGAAAAUUCAAGAAAACAACAGCUUAAAAAACUUCAUCCUUUAUUAAGACCGCAAGAUGAUCAAUUAGAACCUGAAUUUUCAUAUACUCAAAUUAAUCUAGAUGAAAAUAAUAAUCUUUCUUACGAUGUAUCAAAUGAUAGGUCAUAUAUUCUUCUAGAAAAACAAUUAAAACAAUAUAUUAAUAGUAUAAAAUCAAGUUCAACAAAAGUUGAAAAAAUUAUUCAAUCAUCUCAAAAAACACAGGCUGCUUUAUUAAAGAUUCUAGCAUUAUAUGAUCACUCUUUAUUAUAUAAAAUUUUAAUUGAGACAUGUAUUUAA
This is a messenger RNA of Pneumocystis jirovecii RU7, 759 nucleotides long. RefSeq lists its product as uncharacterized. The transcript has 8 exons. The record is from RefSeq and is a predicted model, not a curated record. Lineage: Eukaryota; Fungi; Ascomycota; Pneumocystomycetes; Pneumocystales; Pneumocystaceae. The coding region runs from base 1 to 759 and encodes 252 amino acids.